AUGGCGGGUGUAAAUCAGUUGCCUGUCUCAGUUGCCGCCGACGGCGUGCAUGGUCGCAAACGCAAUAUGGCCAUUGCGGGGAUCGACAGUUCCCCGGGAAGUAUUGAGGAUAUGGAUGAUAAUGACGCGCGCGACGAGAAGAGACGUCAGCCGGUGAAGCGCGCUUGCAAUGAAUGUCGACAACAGAAACUUCGAUGCGAUGUUAUUCAAGACCCAUGGGCCGAUUGCUCGAGGUGCCGUCGGCUGAGGCUCGAUUGUAAAAUCGAGUCUAAUUUCAAACGGGUUGGAAAGCGCAGCCGCAAUGCGGAAAUGGAGAGGGAAAUAAUGGAGCUCAGGAAGCAGAUUGCUUCUGGCCAACCUGUCACCGGAGUGUCACAGCAACGAGCAUUGACUGCAGGACAAUUGACACCUAAGCAAGAAUCGAAUCAAGUCAGUCCUGCAGUCUAUCAAACCCCAUCAGCUAUGUCCGCAGAUCAAUACAUGGGAUCUCAAGAAGCUGUUGCGUCCCUCCUGGAUCUUCGUUCGGGCUUCGAUGGUACCAACUUCAUGAGGAACGGUGGACAAAUCAGACGAAUUGAGGACGUUAUGGUUGUUCCCGAAAAAGUGACAGAACUGUUUGAUAUAUUCUUCACGUACUACCACCCUUUUCUUCCUUUUCUGGACCGAAAUCAGACUCCCGAGGAGUAUCAUAACUCCUCUUCAUUGCUUUUCUGGACAAUACUUAGUGUUGGUGCGCGGCGCUAUCAAGGCGAUUCGAAUUUGUUGAAUUCUCUCGCUGGUCCUGUCAGCCGGCUGGUCUGGAGCACUCUCGCAGAUAUCCCUCAAAGCUACCAUGUUGUGAAGGCUCUCGCUCUACUAUGCUCAUGGCCGUUCCCUACAAGCAGCACCUCAACAGAUCCAACCUUCAUGCUAUGUGGAAUGAUGGUACAGGUUGCUAUGCAGCUUGGUCUCCACCGGCCUUCUCACACUCAGGACUUUAGUAAAUUCCGAGUGGAAUUGAUCGAGGAAGAAUUGAGAGAUAAGGUGCGAACUUGGGCGAUUUGCAAUAUUGUUGCUCAAAGAGUUUCCACCGGCUACGGACAGCCAUCAUCUACUCUUUACGACUGGACAUUGUCCUCGAGCGAUUCGCUAGACCCGAACUUCAAACUUCCUGACGAUAUAAGGCCAAGAUUGGAGAUCGAAAAGUUUUGUGACAGGGUCACCCGAGCGCUUUAUACAAAUCGACGCGAUCCUGUGGGAUUAACCAGCGACCAUGAACGCUCAACAUUGAUUGCAUUUCUAUCGCGAGACUUUGAGGAGUUGGAAGAACAACUCCAACCGCAGAAUGACUGUAUUACUGACUUGUUCCUCCGUGCUGCUAACCUUCAUUUGCACCUUUCGGCAUUCUUUGACGAGCCAACCACUAAGAAUUACCGCGAACGCGUCUUAGCUUUGUAUGUCGCAACGACAUCAUUCCUCGAAGUUGUCCUCAACCUCGAGACCGAGGUUGGCCCAGUCCUCUCUUACACCCCAUACUACGUCUACCAGAUGAUGGUUGCCGCUGGUUGCACUCUUCUGAAGCUGUGCAAGAGCUUCUUCGCCUCUCACAUAGACAUGGAAUACACCAAGAAUCUAUUCAACCGUACAAUCUGGGCCAUCCGGGGGUGUCAGCGUCCAGCAAUGACCUACCCGAACGGCUUGCUGAACAACAGUACCGAUGUUGACGACUCCCUGCGACUCAAAGUACGCUGCCGAAUGAGCAUGUCCCUACUUUUCGACUCUGUGUGGCGCUGGCGGGAGGAUGCCAGGACUAAGGGCCGGAACAUCGAAGCCUAUCUGAAAAAUCCAACAAAUCCUGACUCAGGAGCCGAUUCUUCGGCUACUUCAUCUAUCGGGCCUGUACACACAUCUACAAUAACACCCGGAAUCUCUGGGAAUGACCCAAGCCUUGCCCCGGCACCCAUGUUAUCCCAGGCUAGUCUUGGGAUCCAACCACCCACAACUCAACCUACCGGACUUCCAAGUGGUUUCAUUGAACCUAAUUACGAAGUCUUUGAUCCAUUGAACUGGUUGCUUGACGGUUUGGUAGACUUGCCUUAUUCAUACUCCACAAUGGGUGGCUUAGAAUCCCAGGGCAUUGCAUAG
Penicillium vulpinum is the source of this 2124-nucleotide messenger RNA. RefSeq names its product putative C6 transcription factor (Leu3). NCBI's taxonomy places the organism in Eukaryota, Fungi, Ascomycota, Eurotiomycetes, Eurotiales, Aspergillaceae. Gene Ontology annotation, biological process: regulation of DNA-templated transcription; DNA-templated transcription. The transcript is spliced from 7 exons. The record is from RefSeq and is a predicted model, not a curated record. Gene Ontology annotation, cellular component: nucleus. Bases 1 to 2124 code for a protein of 707 amino acids. Gene Ontology annotation, molecular function: transcription cis-regulatory region binding; DNA-binding transcription factor activity, RNA polymerase II-specific; zinc ion binding.